CACAACAAUCCAGAAAGUGUCAGUCAUGGACCUGUUGCACCUUUACGAGUGGGUCGAUAUCAAAAGUAUUUUGAUAUUUUCUUGUGUGUUUUUAUUGCUGAGUGAUUAUAUCAGAAAUAAAGCGCCGAAGAACUUUCCUCCUGGACCAUGGUCUUUGCCGUUUAUAGGAGACCUUCAUCAUAUCGAUAAUAGAAUUCAUCUUCAGUUUGCAAAGUUUGCAGAAAAAUAUGGCAAGAUUUUCAGCCUUAAAAUUCUUGGACCAAGAAUUGUUGUGUUGGAUGGAUAUAAACUAGUGAAGGAGGUCUAUACACAACAGGGUGAUAACCUCGCUGAUCGACCCUCACUACCUUUAUUUUAUGACAUCAUUGGAGACGGAGGUUUAGUUGUUGCCAAUGGCUAUAAAUGGAAUCAUCAGAGGAGAUUUGCACUCUCAACUCUUCGAAACUUCGGAUUGGGGAAGAAAAGUUUAGAGCCAUCCAUCAGUCUUGAGUGUUGCUUUCUGAAUGAAGCCAUUUCAAAUGAACAAGGUCGACCAUUUGACCCUCGCUUUCUGCUGAACAAUGCUGUCUCAAAUGUGAUCUGUGUCCUUGUGUUUGGUAAUCGAUUUGAAUACAGUGACCAUGGCUUCCAGUCUCUGUUAAAGAACAUCAGUGAAGCUGUUUAUCUGGAAGGAGGGGUCUUUGCUCAACUUUAUAAUAUGUUCCCAUGGCUCAUGCGACGACUGCCUGGGCCGCACAAGAAAAUUAUUGCUCUGUGGAAAGAAGUGAUUGGCUUUGUUCGAGAGAAGGUGAAUGUACACAAAGCGGAUUAUGAUCCAUCAAAUCCUCGAGACUACAUUGACUGCUUUCUUGCUGAGAUUGAAAAAUUUAAGAAUGACACAGCCGCUGGGUUUGAUGUGGAGAACCUGUGCAUCUGUACUCUAGAUCUGUUUGUAGCGGGAACUGAGACCACCGCUACCACUCUGUACUGGGGUCUUCUCUACAUGAUAAAAUAUCCUGAGAUACAGGCCAAAGUUCAGGAGGAGAUUGAUCGUGUUGUGGGAGAGUCACGGCAGCCAUCUUUAUCAGACAAGGACAGCAUGCCCUACACCAAUGCUGUCAUUCAUGAGAUACAGAGGAUUGGAAAUAUUAUCCCAAUAAAUGUGGUCCGGGCUACUGUGGAAGAUACUCAGAUAGGAAAAUACUCUAUCCCAAAGGGCACAAUAGUGACCGGCAGUUUGACAUCAGUGCUGUUUGAUGAGUCCGAGUGGGAGACGCCACAUGCUUUUAACCCAGGUCACUUCCUGGAUGCUGAAGGCAAUUUCAGGAGGAGAGAUGCCUUUUUACCUUUUUCUCUAGGAAAGAGAGUGUGUCUUGGGGAGCAACUGGCACGGAUGGAGUUGUUCCUGUUUUUCUCCUCUCUGCUGCAGCGCUUCAUUUUCUCUUCACCAGCGGGUUUGGAGCCCAAACUGGAUUUUAAACUGGGGGCCACGCACUGUCCCCAGCCAUAUGAAUUGUGUGCAGUGCCACGCUAAAACACGCAACACGUAAUUUCAGUAAUAAAUAAAACAAAAUCUGAUUUUAAAAUAGAACCCAAUAUGUGUAUCUCUAAAAGUUGCUGGGUGCUUACAUGAUGUCUGUUUUAGAUCUUUCUUGGUUGGUUGGAUGCAGACUGGCUAUUUGCUUAGUUAUACGAGUUAUAUGAUACAAAAAAUAUUUACAAAUAAAUCAUCAUUGGAAACAAAAAGGAUCAUUAUCUUAAGUCAUA
Rhinichthys klamathensis goyatoka is the source of this 1746-nucleotide messenger RNA. RefSeq names its product cytochrome P450 2J2-like. NCBI's taxonomy places the organism in Eukaryota, Metazoa, Chordata, Actinopteri, Cypriniformes, Leuciscidae. Gene Ontology annotation, cellular component: intracellular membrane-bounded organelle; cytoplasm. Gene Ontology annotation, molecular function: heme binding; oxidoreductase activity, acting on paired donors, with incorporation or reduction of molecular oxygen, reduced flavin or flavoprotein as one donor, and incorporation of one atom of oxygen; iron ion binding. The record is from RefSeq and is a predicted model, not a curated record. Gene Ontology annotation, biological process: xenobiotic metabolic process.